Molecule: messenger RNA, 1386 nt
Organism: Thyridium curvatum
Lineage: Eukaryota; Fungi; Ascomycota; Sordariomycetes; Thyridiales; Thyridiaceae
Exons: 4
Coding region: 1-1386 (461 amino acids)
Biological process (GO): proteasome-mediated ubiquitin-dependent protein catabolic process
Cellular component (GO): proteasome regulatory particle, base subcomplex
Molecular function (GO): proteasome-activating activity; ATP binding; ATP hydrolysis activity
Source: RefSeq, a predicted model, not a curated record
AUGGGUCAGAACCAAUCUGGCAUGGGCGGUGGCCCUGGCCAGGACGGCAAGGACGAUAAGGACAAGAAGAAGGAGAAGCCCAAGUACGAGCCGCCGCCGCGCCCGACCACCCGUGUCGGCCGCAAGAAGAGAAAGCAAGCUGGUACCAGCGCCGCCGCCAAGCUACCCGCCGUCUUCCCAACCAGCCGCUGCAAGUUGCGUCUACUACGAAUGCAGCGGAUCCACGACCACCUGCUCCUCGAGGAAGAAUACGUCGCCAACCAGGAGCGCCUGCGCAAGGCAAAGGCAGCCAAGGACUCGUCUGGCCCCAGCUCCGACCUCGACGCCGUCGACCGCCUUGCCGAUGAGAGGGGACGUGUGGAUGACAUGCGCGGCAGCCCCAUGGGCGUCGGCAACCUGGAGGAGAUGAUCGACGACGACCAUGCCAUUGUCUCGAGUACGACUGGCCCCGAAUACUACGUCAGCAUCAUGAGCUUCGUCGACAAGGACCUGCUUGAGCCGGGCGCCAGUGUGUUGCUGCAUCAUAAGAGCGUCAGUAUUGUUGGCGUGCUUACAGACGACACCGACCCUCUCGUCAGCGUCAUGAAGCUGGACAAGGCCCCCACGGAGUCAUAUGCCGAUAUUGGUGGUCUCGAACAGCAGAUCCAAGAGGUGCGAGAGUCGGUCGAGUUGCCUCUGCUACACCCCGAGCUCUAUGAGGAGAUGGGUAUCAAGCCACCCAAGGGUGUCAUUCUCUACGGUGCCCCUGGUACAGGAAAGACGCUCCUGGCCAAGGCGGUCGCCAACCAGACAUCUGCCACUUUCCUGCGUAUCGUGGGUAGUGAGCUGAUCCAGAAGUACUUGGGUGAUGGUCCUCGAUUGGUCCGACAGCUGUUCCAGGUUGCCGCCGAAAAUGCUCCAUCUAUCGUCUUCAUCGACGAGAUCGAUGCUAUUGGUACCAAGCGCUACGAAUCCACCUCUGGUGGUGAACGCGAGGUUCAGCGCACCAUGCUUGAGCUUCUCAACCAACUCGACGGUUUCGAUGACCGUGGCGACGUCAAGGUCAUCAUGGCCACCAACAAGAUCGACACUCUGGACCCUGCCCUCAUCCGCCCCGGUCGUAUCGACCGCAAGAUCCUGUUCGAGAACCCCGACCAGAACACCAAGCGCAAGAUCUUCACCCUCCACACUUCCAAGAUGUCGCUUAACGAGGACGUCGAUCUGGAGGAGUUUAUCGCGCAGAAGGACGAUCUCUCCGGUGCCGACAUCAAGGCCAUCUGCUCCGAGGCUGGUCUGAUGGCCCUGCGUGAGCGGCGGAUGCGCGUCCAGAUGGCCGACUUCCGCGCCGCGAGGGAGCGUGUCCUGCGCACGAAGCAGGAGGGUGAGCCGGAGGGUCUGUACUUGUAA